Messenger RNA from Pelobates fuscus (common spadefoot toad), 384 nucleotides. RefSeq names its product dispanin subfamily A member 2b-like. The record is from RefSeq and is a predicted model, not a curated record. Bases 1 to 384 code for a protein of 127 amino acids. The transcript has 2 exons. Lineage: Eukaryota; Metazoa; Chordata; Amphibia; Anura; Pelobatidae. Gene Ontology annotation, cellular component: plasma membrane.
AUGGAGAGCAGAUCUGAAACUAGUGAGAGUACAGUAUCGGACGAUCAACCAUUGUUUGAGAACACUGGGAUCCAGUAUAUGAACAGCUUUCCGAUACAAGACACUUCAGUGGCCAUGCCACCUGUUGGACCUCCUAUACGAGACCAUCUGGCAUGGUCAAUCUUUAACAUGGUGUACAUGAACGUCUUCUGUCUGGGACUGCUUGCUCUUGUGUACUCCGUCAGGUCUCGAGAUCGGAAGCUGAAUGGGGACGUUGGUGGUGCCAAGUCCUAUGGUUUGACAUCUCGCUCCUUGAACAUUGCUGCCACCGUGCUCAGCCUUCUUGUGCUACUCAUUAUCAUCAUUGUCUUAUCUGUGAAAGGAUACUUGGUUGUAUCUGUGUAA